Pararge aegeria (speckled wood butterfly) is the source of this 3966-nucleotide messenger RNA. Its product is annotated as zinc finger protein 16-like. Bases 420 to 2504 code for a protein of 694 amino acids. The record is from RefSeq and is a predicted model, not a curated record. Gene Ontology annotation, molecular function: RNA polymerase II cis-regulatory region sequence-specific DNA binding; DNA-binding transcription factor activity, RNA polymerase II-specific. Gene Ontology annotation, biological process: regulation of DNA-templated transcription. The transcript is spliced from 19 exons. NCBI's taxonomy places the organism in Eukaryota, Metazoa, Arthropoda, Insecta, Lepidoptera, Nymphalidae.
UUCAGCGAGUACAUAGGUUUUACAGAUUUGUUUAUAUUUCCGUGAAUCGUGUUCGUAAACUUUUGUGACCACUUUCAAAAUCUUUUGCAAACAAAAAUAAUGUGGUGCGCGCAUAGUUUUGCUGUUGAAACGUUGGGUUUUUCUUGAUUUCGCCUUGUCUUAAUAUCCCCAUAAACUGCUUUUAGUCAUUCUACACAAUUGAUUAUUACUCGAUCAGGUGUAAUAUUUUCUUACCCUUAUUGUUUUCAAGUCUCGUAUUCCUUGUUAUAAUUAACUUUUGGUGACGUUUUCGGUGUGUUUAGCUGUUUCAGCUAUAGUUUGUAAGCGUAACUUUCUGGUGUGAUUCAAGAUAUUUUUUUACACUUGGGACAAAAUGGUUUCACUGAUCUAAUAGUUUAAUCAAGGAGUCCUCGUAGAUUAUGGCACUGUGCGAGAGCCAACUGCAGUCUGCCAUGCAUAUCAACGGAGCAGAGUCCACCGACGAACAGCCCUCUCCGGACAAGAAGAGGGAACCUAACGGAGACAUAUAUGUACCCCCGCUACCCCUGAGCGUGGACUACCGCUCGCCGGUGUCCCAUUUCGUGCCGCCAGCGGUGGAGCUGUACGCGGCGAGACACAAGCCCGAGAUAAAUGUCGCGGCGGCCGCGUCGAACGAAACCCCCACUCCCGUUAAAAGGAAGAGGGGUAGACCUCGGAUCGACAAGACAAGUCCUGAGUACUUAGCUAACAUGGCGGCGAGGAAACAGGCAAAAGAAAUGGCCGCCGUAAUGAAUAACCGACCGGACACAGGUGAAAAACGCAAGCGAGGCAGACCACGCGUGGACAAAACUAGCCCAGAAUACCUGGCCAGGAAACGUGCCAGAGAAAUGGAAGCCUUGGAAAAGAAAGCCAAAAGGGAAUACAGAAGGCGAGCCACGGGUGCGAAAAUCGUGAAAAUGUCAAGCGUGAAAGCGCCGAACACAGCGUCGUCGACGUCGUCGUCGCGGGUCGUAAAACUAAAUACGGCGAAUAAAAUGGUCACAUUGAGGAAUAUACCCCAGAAGAUUGGUACCGUGCGCAAAGCGGGGGAUAAAAAUAUCAUAAUGCGGCGAAACGCGAAAUUUUUUAAACGUAAAGAUUCCGCCGCGUCAUCGUCAGCCGGGGAGUCCACGCCGCGUGUCAAACGUAAAUACACCAAGCGGACGCCUAACGCUAAGAAGGAUUCCGUGGCUAAUCCGGAACGCGUCAAGGGCAAACGUGGAAGACCGAGGAAGAAUGUGGAUCCGAGGCAGCCUCAGCAAGCGAAGAUCCGUGUGCGGAGCAACCUGAUGCCGCUGAAUGCGGAACCCAUCCCCGUGGACAGCGACGAAGAGCCCGACCUCGGAUCACCGAGCCAGGCGUCCGACUCGCUCAGUUUGGACGAGAAUUUACGCGCCCUCCGACACAUACACGAAAAGUACGCUAACAUAGAUAAGGAUGACCUGUACGGAGCGCACCUGCUCGCGGCGCAGUUCAAGAAACCCCCGAUGGAUCAAGUGCAGAGACUGAAUAGAGAUGAGAGUGAUGAAGUGCUGUCCAUCAGGAGUUCAGAGGGUGGCGCAUCAGUGAAAGAGUUGGAUGCGCAUGUAGAAAAGUUGGAAGACAGUUCCAAUUCCGAUUCCGGCAGCAGCAGUUCCGGAUCCGGCAGUUCCUCGUCGUCGUCUUCCUCGUCGUCAUCAGGCAGUUCGAGCUCGUCGGACAGCUCGGACAGCGACUCCGACGAUGACGCCAACCAGAAGAACCCCGACCCGCCCACCAUCGCCAACCCCGAGGAGGACAGCACGUCGUUCGGCGCGUGGUCGUACGGGCCGCAGUCGGGCGACUCGGACUCGGACCCCGAGCGCGCGGCGCCCGCACCUGCGCCCGCGCAGGACGAGCUCAGCGAGUCGGAGAACGAGUCCGCCGACAAGAGCUUCCAGUGCCACGUGUGCCGCAAGUGGUACUCCACCAGGGUCACGCUCAAAAUCCACCGGCGCUCGCACCUCAACAAGGGCGGGGGUAGCUCCAACUCGCGGUCCCGCUCCAGCGACCGCUACGAGUGCGAUUGUUGCAACGAGACCUUCAACCGGCGGGAGAAGCUGUUCGAGCACAAAGCGGAAGCCCAUCGCGGCGCCAUGACAGUGCGGUGCGAGGUAUGCCGGAAGUGCUUUGAAGAUGACGCGGAAUUAGCUGCGCACGAUCGCACCCACACCGCCGACGAGAGGGCUGGCCGCUGCUCCGAGUGCGGCAGCUCGUUCGGGCGCUACGAGCAGCUGCGCCGGCACCGCGCCAGUGCGCACGCGUCGUCCGCGCCGUCGCGCCUGCCGCACGUGUGCGCGCAGUGCGGCAAGCGCUUCACGCACACGCACUCGCUCACGCGGCACAUCCACAACCACGCCAAGCAGCUGUACCGCUGCGUCGUGUGCAAGGCGUCGUUUACGAGCGCUGAGCAGUUGGCGCAACAUCUCAACAGCCACCUGGUGAAGUACAAACGCCUCCAGCAGUAGUGCCCCCCAGGUCUUUAACUUGAGGCGUUUGUAGUGCCCCGUUCACCCAUAACUAAGUCCUUAACUUUAGAUGCUGUGCAGGGAGCAUUCUUGGUUCCCAUUUUGUUCAUCAUCUACUUUAGUGAUAAGUCAAUAGAAAAACUUUUGUUUUUGAAUCAUCCAGCUAUAAAGGGUGUAAGCGACCUGUUAUUGAAAACUGAAACCAGGGAUUCUGUACUUGUUUCUGAAUCUCCCAGAGUUGGAAUUCGGCCUUUCCAUGAGUUUGACGAUAUUUUUAACCGAUUACAGCCUGAAAUCAUUCAUUUAGUCUGUCCAAACUAGAUAUUAAAUUAAAAUGAAUAAAAUACGCAGCGCGCUAUUUAUGAACCGAUUUUGUUUUAACUGUUUCAAAUUUUAAUGAAAAUCUGUCCAAGACGCCCGCCGUCUCAAAAUGGCGGCUUACGUAUUAUUUCACAACUCCCUCAAUAUGGGUAUCGAAUGAAAGGACUUGACUAGUAGAUUAAUGUACACGAUAUUGAAAGUUUUUUUUGUAGGAGUUCAGCGUAACUCCUUCGCAUAGUCUACGUUAGCUCGUCACUUACACCCCGUAUAUAUCCAUCUCACUCUCGCGGGCGUGUAACACGCGCGCGCGCCGGUUGGCACGGCGCCUCAACAGCCACCUGGCUGGCUACAAACGCCUCAAGGAGUAGUGCGCCCGAGCCGCGCCGCGUUCCGAACGCCAAAGUCUAGAAUCUACAUACGAUACGCCGCGAUUUAGCUAGCGUACAGUUUGGAAUAUAAUCAAUAGAUUAAGACUUUGUCAGUACUAUUUAUUUAUUCAUUUACGAACAUGCAUCCAGCCAUUUCUGGCGCACAACGAUAUAUUAAAAUGGUACGUAUAUUAUUCAUUUGAUGAGUUCUACUUGAAAAUUUUUAUCCAAUCUAAAAUAUAAUAUUAUUUAAAUGUCUAAUUGAAUUAACUGCUAUGUGCACUUGUAAAUUGUCAUGCAUAUCAAUCAGUGCAUGUUAUUGUUCGUGUUCUAUAUUUAAAAACGGAUAAUAUAUAUGUUGAAUAAAUAAUAUAUAAAUAUAUAACAGUCCGCUGCUGGACUGAACGCAUCUCCCAACGCAUGUAAUUUUUUAUCGUUCUGAUUGGUGGUGAAUCCAAUAUGUAAGUGAAGCGCUGAAAAUUAAAAAAAAAAAAAUUUGAUUUACUAAUGAAAAUAAGCAAUGCAAAUAUAUGGGUUUAAAAAACGCGUUUCCCAACAUUGACGAAAGGAAGAGAGAAUAUAAUUUUAUGAGUUUGAGCCUCUGCAGCUUGGUGGGUUCUAGCUCUAUGGUUAAAUAAAAAAUACCCUAAAGCACUCGGCCUUGUAGUUGCACGCAACUGGGUCGAAAUAUCGAAAAAUCCAAAAAUAUUUUCGUGGUAUUGUACCCGUUGAACUAUAUUUAAGAAAUGUUAAUUAACCACGAAAAUCAUAGU